AUGGCUCACGCGCGUGGCACGGAAGUACCGUCUCUAGCUUGUGUAUCCACAGUAUUCAAGCUCGAGGUCUGUAACCCAAAAUCUGACCACCGUGGGGUGUCACGGAAAUCCAGUACAUCGUUGUCGACCCCAAAGCACGAUCAGCCAUGUACCUCCUGGACGAUCACGAGAUCUUCGGGCCCGGCUUCUCACGGCUCACCUUCCCAGUACACUGGGACAUACUUGCACUCUUCGUCUGUUGUGACAGCCAAGCGUCAGCAGAUCUGUCCUGUUCAACACACGAUACAGGAGUAG
Molecule: messenger RNA, 294 nt
Organism: Parastagonospora nodorum SN15
Lineage: Eukaryota; Fungi; Ascomycota; Dothideomycetes; Pleosporales; Phaeosphaeriaceae
Exons: 2
Coding region: 1-294 (97 amino acids)
Source: RefSeq, a predicted model, not a curated record